Sphaerulina musiva SO2202 is the source of this 2950-nucleotide messenger RNA. RefSeq lists its product as uncharacterized. Gene Ontology annotation, molecular function: RNA polymerase I core promoter sequence-specific DNA binding. Gene Ontology annotation, biological process: RNA polymerase I preinitiation complex assembly; nucleolar large rRNA transcription by RNA polymerase I. The coding region runs from base 219 to 1925 and encodes 568 amino acids. NCBI's taxonomy places the organism in Eukaryota, Fungi, Ascomycota, Dothideomycetes, Mycosphaerellales, Mycosphaerellaceae. Gene Ontology annotation, cellular component: RNA polymerase I core factor complex; RNA polymerase transcription factor SL1 complex. The record is from RefSeq and is a predicted model, not a curated record. The transcript is spliced from 3 exons.
GUUCCUUACCUUCAACAGGCCUGUGAUUGGCACAUGAAGAUGCUCAAGCGAAAGUAAAUGAACUGCUCCCAAGGUCAAACCUUCACGGCUUCCGCCUACUUCCUGCGGUACAGCAGCGGCACCCAUCUUGAGAAGGACUCUAGCUUCUGGGGCAGGGACUGGAAAGAGCUGGAACUGUCGUACCGCCUGCCAAGCCAUAUCCUGACAAGAACUGCAACAUGUCCCACCGCCACCGCUCGCGCAGACCCUCUUGCUCUCAAGAUAAUUGCGGCUCUCGGCGCUUCCAUGUUGGUGACGAUGGCUUCACGUAUUGCGACCAAGGUCAUCAGCAGGAUGCUGGCCUGGUCGUAAGUCGGGAUACGGGAGAGUUGAUCAUUGCUGGAAGAACCACGAAGAGGACUGGGGAUAGUGAUGGAGAGAGUAGCGUUACGAGGAUAUCUGGAUUCACCGGCACCAAGGCGCUCGAACACUACCUUCUUUGUAUUCAGCUCGUUCUACGGAAACAGCUUCGAUGGCUGAUCGAUACUCAAAAGCUGCCUCAAGAACUUGAAACUGUGGUCAGGGAUCUCUUUGCACUGCGAUUGCAGAGACUACAGCACAAGGUCUCAUACGAUGGCGAUACAGACACGGAAGCGCAAUCGUCACGCAUGUUCAGCUCGCAAUCCGAAGGUGAAUCUGGCACAGAUGCUGGCACCGUGACUUCACGUCGCAGCACGGCACUGCGCAAGCAAUCGAAGAAUCCGAAGCUCACGGACCUUCUGUCUCUGAUAUAUGUUGGUAUACUGCUGUUGAGAAUCCCAAUCACAACGGCGGAUAUAUACAAGUGGGUGAAUGAUGGCGAUCUGCUCUACUACCGAGCAGCACGAGAAGUGCCACUGUCCAUGCGAGAUCGCUUGCCGGGUCAGCUGCAAGAGUCACUGGAGCCGCAGACUCUGCUGCGCAUGGAGAUCCUCCAACGCAACGUUCUUGAUCUGUUGACAAGUCUCGACUCGGAUGUGGGCAUGCAAGCGCCUCCACUGAACCAUCCUCUGGUACUUUAUCGAUGGGUGAAGACCAUGCACUUGCCGCUGGAGGUCUAUGUCACAGCACAGCGGCUAGGUGGAUUGCUCGGGCUUGACUUUCAGUACAACGUCGACGCAAAAGAGCGGUGCCGCAUCAGCUUGCGUUGUCCGGAAGUACGCUUGAUGGUAAUGAUUGUCAUCGCCAUCAAGAUGUUAUUCCCAUUUGAUCAUGCGAAGAGAUACCCGACGUCUGCAAGCGACAUGACUGCGCUGAAGAUGGACUGGGAUGCAUGGCAACGCAUUCAGGAUGGGCGCAAUGUUGUGCACGAUGGAAAUAGGGAAAACGUUGGCUCCAACCGUCUCGCCUCGCAAGAUGAGUCCAGCCACCUCACAUAUCAAACCGCGUUUACCAUGACGGAAUCGCAGAGUCUGGAUCUGGCUGACGAACGUUUGGACGCAUAUCUCGACUGGUAUGAAGGCAAUAUCGCUUCUGAAGAAGUCCGCGAGCGUGGCAGAGCUGGUCGCGAUGCAGAAUUCCGGAGGGCGUUGUUCAAAAUGUUCCCAACGCACCACGAGAGCCAGAACGAGACCACGGCCGCACGUGCAGAAACCGAGAUUAGCGACUUUGGCAACACUUCGGCCGAGAAGCUCGCCCAGGUUCAAGCAGGACUUUGUGCACAGCGAAUAAUCACGGAUCAAUCUGCCGACGAUGUCCCACGCACAGGUAGUUCGUAUAUUCAGUACAGAGCAGUGGAGGAACUGCAUGGUGCCACCAAGGCAUUCCACGAAAAGGCCGCUCGAUUGGCCGGCUAUCCACUUCACGGCAUGGUGAAAGCAGUGUUUGUGAUCGAGCGCAAACUACUGCAUAUCGAGAAAGAGCUGGAGAAGGCAGCAGCAGCAGCGGCAGAUCGAGAAGAAUCUUGAGUAUUGCAUCCGAGCAACCUCCUACCUACCUUACCUGAGGGAAGAUCUGGUACACGCUGAACUUUGGCCUGGCUGUCGAGCUUCUGUAUGGCCUGGUCUCUCCCCAUGUCUCAUGAAAACUCCACAGUAUCGACAUGCCAUGCGCACUCAGCACUGGGCCUGAAAGCUUCCACGAUGCUACUUACUCUUUCUGUCGCUGUUCAAUAAAAGCCUCCUGCCACCGCUACCAAACGCCAUGAGUUUGCUGCGGGCCUUCAACGGGCGACCCAAGCUGUUACAGAGUGCUCCUCGCGCUCUUGAUCAAGCGAGGAUCUUCGAAGGAAUCGCCAAUCACAGCGACAUUUGUAAUGAAGCCGACCAACUAGAGAGGCUUCACUUCGUGUGUAUGUGGGUGUGUCACCGUGGGUGUGUGAAGUAACAAGCGCGCCAUGGAGGGCGGGCUCUGCGCAAUUAUCCUUGACACUUGUGCUUUUAGCAACCGCACACGCUGUCAGGGUGCCAGGGCCCGAGUGGUAUAGCGUACAACCCUGCAAUCUCGCCAUUGAGUGACUUGACCUCCCUUGCGCGACCAGCGUGCAGCAGCAGCUGCGAGCACCACAACGGCGGCAUGCGGUUCUUUUUCUCAAUAUUCCACGGCACGAAGCUGUUCCCCAAGUGCCACCGACAUAUGUACGGUAUAUGCUGCAGCAGCGGGCGAUUCUUAGUCCUGCUGGACUGGCCUUGCUGCGCCAUUUUUCUCUCUCUAUUUUCAGCACAAUUCCCGAACCAUGCUAGCUGUUGAUCGUACGCAGCAUGCCGAAGUCACCGCGCUCACUUGCCGCCAGUCGCCUUGGGACAACGCAGCAGUCAGAGCAUGGCGGACAACGUAGUCCCGGCCAGACCUAGCUGUUGAGCAAACCGGCGGCGGGCGAUUCCACCAGCAGUAGUAGUGUCGUGGUGGAUGAGUAAGUCCGAGCGCUCGGGAAAGCGGAGUGCGGGUACGAGGUGUAUAUCGUAAUGUGUAGUACACUAAGAGUGAGAUCCUG